AUGUGUGGCUGUUUAAGUAGUAAAGUAGAAAAGGAUAGCUCAGCUCAUUGUGGAGACAGAAGAUAUCACUACUGCGAACGUUGGCACCGAAAUUGCACUGCACGCAGCCAUCGUUUCGCUGCGGACACCGGUGCAGGUGGAGAUACUGACUACAUCGUUCAUGAUAAUUACGACAGUGGUCGCCGUGAUAGUGGCAAUGAUGGAAGCAGUUGCGACUCUUUCAUCGGUGAUAGUGGUGGCAAUCGUCAGCGAUUGUCGCUUGGAUCAUCAAGACGUUAA
Molecule: messenger RNA, 279 nt
Organism: Macrosiphum euphorbiae (potato aphid)
Lineage: Eukaryota; Metazoa; Arthropoda; Insecta; Hemiptera; Aphididae
Source: the annotation of a GenBank genome assembly